This is a messenger RNA of Arctia plantaginis, 852 nucleotides long. Lineage: Eukaryota; Metazoa; Arthropoda; Insecta; Lepidoptera; Erebidae. The record is from the annotation of a GenBank genome assembly.
AUGGCGGGCAAAGUUGCGGUUAUUACUGGCGCAAAUAAGGGUUUAGGAUUUGCCGUAGUGAAAGCAUUGUGUCAAAAAUAUGAUGGAACUAUUUAUCUAACUGCAAGAGAUGAAAAUAGAGGUCUAGACGCUGUCGAAACGCUGAAAGAAAUUGGACUAAAACCCGUUUUCCAUCAACUGGAUAUCAGUGACUACAAUAGUAUAAAGAAAUUCGCCGAGUUUAUUAAAGCAAAACAUGGUGGUGUUGAUGUACUUGUGAAUAACGCUGCUAUUUUAGAGUGGGAUGAAGUGUAUCCAACUUAUAAAGCGGCCAAACGGAGUAUUGAUAUUAAUUACAGAAGUUUGCUGGCUAUUGAAGAAUAUUUGUAUCCACUUUUGAGAGAAGAAGCAAGAGUAGUAAACGUUUCUAGUCCAUGUGCUCAUCUUUCUAAUUUAAAAAAUAAUAAAUGGAUUAACAUAUUAAAAGAUCCCAAUUUACGAGUAGAAGAAAUCAACGAGUUUGUAGACGAAUAUUUGGAGAGUGUUAAAAAUAAGACGUUUAAUAAAAGUGAUUUUGCAGAUGAUGGCAAACAUGCUGAAUAUAGAGUAUCUAAAAUAGCCUUUACAGCUUUAAGUAUGUUACAACAGCGGAAAUAUCCUAAAAUAUCAAUUAAUGCUGUUUACCCAGGACACUUGAAAACGGAUAUGGCAAAUGGUGGUGGAAUAAUUGAAGCCGAAGAAGCUGCUAAAUUUAUUUUGUAUUUAAUUUUAGAUGCUCAACCGGUGUUAAAGGGAAAGUUUUUCUGGGACAAUUGGCAAAUUAUUGAUUGGUUAGAUUCUAAGGCUGAUUUGGGUAUCCCUAGUGUGUGGUAA